Bombina bombina (fire-bellied toad) is the source of this 1742-nucleotide messenger RNA. It is a transcript of the gene FOXP3, whose product is annotated as forkhead box P3. The record is from RefSeq and is a predicted model, not a curated record. Gene Ontology annotation, cellular component: nucleus. The coding region runs from base 1 to 1617 and encodes 538 amino acids. Gene Ontology annotation, biological process: regulation of transcription by RNA polymerase II. Gene Ontology annotation, molecular function: RNA polymerase II cis-regulatory region sequence-specific DNA binding; DNA-binding transcription repressor activity, RNA polymerase II-specific. The transcript is spliced from 13 exons. NCBI's taxonomy places the organism in Eukaryota, Metazoa, Chordata, Amphibia, Anura, Bombinatoridae.
AUGGCAUCUCACACUGUUUCCUGUGGUUCCUCUCUAACUCCUAGUGGAGUGUUUUUAAAGGCAGAGAUUGCUGCACAGGUAUCCUCUGUGGUAUCUGCAGCUUUAGCCGAAUUUUCCAGGAUUCAGGGAAAGCGUAAGAGGAAAUUUAAGAAUUCAGAUAGUAAGGUAUUUGUUCCAAGUUCUGAUUCACAGGUUCCUCAUAGAUCUGAGGAUGAGUCUCAUUCUGAAGUCUUUCCUGUGCCAGACUGUGCUAAGGAGAUCAUAACCCAGGAAUGGGAGAAGCCAGGAGUGGCUUUUACUCCGUCUCCUGUUUUUAAGAGGCUAUUUCCGGUGGAGACUUCUAUCAAGGAUCCUUGUCCCCAAAAUAUCAAAUUCAUGCAAGCACCAAUGGUGGUGAGUGAUCCUAAGUAUCGCGAGAAAGGGAAAGAGCAGAGUACCCCAUCAAACCGUAAAAGUACUGGAGUUGGCUCCCAGCCACAGCAGCACAGGAAGCCUCAUGUUAUGGUGACUUCUUCAGGGCCUUUCAGUGAUUCCCCACAUUUGCGAGCGCUGCUUCAAGAGAACAGACAGGCUGUAGUGGUUCACCCCAUUUCAAGAGACUCUGCCUCUCAGUCUCCUGUUAUUCAUUUGUCCCCUGCUGCCUCUUCAUCUGUUCUGAACCUUCAGCCCCCAAACCUUUUCCCGGUCAUUACCAGAGGAUGUUCUGAGACUGUCUGUCUUGUCGCAGGACUGAGUCUCACCAGCCUCGGGUGGGUCCAGCCGGAGUUACCUUUAGGAAAACCUGAAGAGGUCAUUUCAGGUAAAAACAGAUCAGCUUCUGCAUUACUGCACCAUCCAGAGGUCCUGAACACAGAGAAGACUCAUAAAAAGUCUACAGGCUUUACACAGAGCAAGGACAGCACUGAUCUCAUCUACCCGCUGUUGUACAGCGGUGUCUGUAAGUUUCCUGGGUGUGAGAAGGCCUUUGCAGAUUAUCACCAAUGCCUCAAGCACCUGUAUAAUGACCAUCACAUUGACGACAAGCGGACGGUGCAGUGCCUUAUCCAAUCAGAGCUGGUGCAGAACCUAGAGGAGCAGCUUGCAGUAGAAAAACAGAGACUUCAUGAUAUGCAGAACCAGCUGAACGGGAAGCUCAGCACUCAGAUAGCGCAUUUGUCAAAGCAGAGUGAGCACGGUACCACCCUGAUCCCUGUGUAUCCUGGUAUCUGUGCCAGGACAGGCCUGGACCUUUCUCUCCCAGUGCCGAAGGAUUUCUCAGACACAAAUCUGACUGUGAGAAGACAAAUUUGGGGCAACACCAGCAUCCUCCAGAAUGCAGCAAACUGUAUUGAGUAUUACAAAACCAACACUGUCAGACCUCCUUUUACGUAUGCCUCUCUUAUACGAUGGGCCAUACUAGAGUCGCCGCAAAGGCAGCUGGCACUGAGUGAGAUCUACCACUGGUUCACAAGGAUGUUUGCGUAUUUUAGAUUCAACUCUGCGACUUGGAAGAAUGCAGUGAGACAUAACUUGAGCCUCCAUAAAUGUUUUGUGCGAGUAGAGAAUAUAAAGGGAGCCGUGUGGAUGGUGGACGAGAUGGAAUUUCAGAGGAAGAAGGCUGUGCGGAGCUUUCACUGAGUCACAACCUGGUUGUCUGUCUAUGGAUCCCAACACACGGGUUUCCUUGUUUUUUAUGCAUUCCUCCCCUUUAUAAGUUACUGCUGUGUAAAUCCCCACUUGGCAAUAAAGUUUGACUAGUCUUG